AAAAAUUCUGCUGCAGAACAUUACUGCGAUUUGAGUAAGCCAGUUGAGUGACCUUGAUCGACAACCGCGUCUCACGUUCGCGAUCGUUAUUCAGUUUUCGUCGGUUUCGAGUGGCAGUUGUUUUCGGUUUUUUUCUCUUUUUUAUUGUUUUCUUGUUGUUGUUGUUCGUUUGUUCGAUUCGAAGUUUGAAACAAAUUUGACAGAAACAAGUUUACCAAAUAAACGAAGAAAAAAAAAAAAAAGAAAAUGAAGAGUGCGACACGGUUCCUCACCUUCGCUUUGGCACUCGUUGCCGUUGCUCAGGCCUAUCCAGGGACGCGUUCUUCGAAACCCGAGAGUUCGGCUGAAGAACCUGAACAGCUUUUCAUCAUCGGCGGAGGAUCCGAUCUCGAGGAUGGAUUUGACAAGGGAUUCUUCGCUUCGAUUCAAGACCCUUUUGACGGCUUUCUGACGAGCGUGCAAAGCAUGAUGAGCAGACUCAGGAAACAAAUGUUCGACGCUCUGCCGAACUAUCACGGCGCGGGAUUCUUCGGAUUCGGCGAUAUUCCCGAAGGAGCUAAUUCCACCUCCACAACGAAGGUAAUCGACGGUCACCUCGUAACGAUAAACGAAACGACGUACGCCACCGGUGACGACAACUCGGGAUCGGUAUUUCGCAUCCGAAUCGUCGAUAUAAAACCAGACGACGAGGAGACGAUCGGUAAUCCGGACGCGGAAGGUAUCGCAACGGCGAAUCCCGACGAUGAACUUCAGCCGACCCAGACCACCCGAGCAUCGGUUGACCGCGACGUCGAAUCCGUCGAAGAUUUCAACGAGAACGAGAUACCGAAACGACUCGUUCAGGUGACGGCAGCCUGAACGUCUAAUAAUUUAUGAUCGAAUGAAAGGCACUGUUUUACGUAUUUAUAUACUUAUGUGUGUAACGUUAAGUUCGUAAUGAUGAUAAAUGUAAUAUUGACGGCAUAUAGUCUCUGUAAUUAUUACAAUGCGUAUAUAAAUACAUCGGAUUCGUUAUGGCGAAACCGUAAUACACCUGUUAUACAUAAAAGUUAUAUACAAUAUAAUAUAUUUCGUCUUACGAUCGGUAGAUCAAAUAUACUAUAUACAUAUAAUUAUAAAUAUAAUAUAUGCAACCUGUGGAA
Molecule: messenger RNA, 1142 nt
Organism: Athalia rosae (coleseed sawfly)
Lineage: Eukaryota; Metazoa; Arthropoda; Insecta; Hymenoptera; Athaliidae
Gene: vir-1
Product: icarapin-like
Exons: 4
Coding region: 247-858 (203 amino acids)
Source: RefSeq, a predicted model, not a curated record